AUCGAUUGAAAUCCGCCUGCCGUGGACGUGCCUUUUCCCGAGUCUACAUUCAGUUCGAAUCAUGCAACGAUUUUUGGGAACGAGCAGCCGCAGCCUGCUGCUUAGGUGCCAGCAUCGCUAUCUGGCCACCACACCCGUGGAGGAGGUGCUCUUUCCCACAAAGUCCGACUUUCCCAGUCGCCACAUUGGUCCACGCAAGACGGAUGUGGUGGCCAUGCUGGACACACUCGGCUACAAGUCGCUGGCUGAACUUACCGAGAAGGCCGUGCCGAAGAGCAUCCAGCUGAAGAGGGACCUGAAUCUGGACAAACCCCUAAACGAGCACGAGCUGAUCCGCCGCAUACGCGACAUCUCGCUGAAGAACCAGCUGUGGCGCUCCUACAUCGGCAUGGGCUACCACAACUGCCAUGUCCCGCACACCAUUCUCCGCAACAUGUUCGAGAAUCCGGGCUGGACCACCCAGUACACACCCUACCAGCCGGAGAUCGCCCAGGGCCGUCUCGAGUCGCUGCUCAACUAUCAGACUCUGGUCUCGGACCUCACCGGCCUGGAUGUGGCCAAUGCCUCGCUGCUGGACGAGGGCACCGCCGCUGCCGAGGCCAUGUGCCUGUCCACGCGCCACAACAAGCGGAAGAAGCUCUACCUCUCCAAUCGCGUUCAUCCACAGACUUUGGCAGUUGUCCAGACACGAGCUGAAGCUCUCGAGCUGGAGAUUGAGGUGGGUCCCAUUGAGCAGGCGGAUCUGCCGAGUCGAGAGCUGGCUGGCAUCCUCCUGCAGUAUCCAGACACCCAUGGCGAUGUCAAGGACUUUGAGGAUAUUGCUUCCCUGGCAAAGAAGAACGGGACCCUCGUUGUGGUGGCCACAGAUCUGCUGUCGCUCACUCUGCUCCGACCACCGGCUGAAUUUGGGGCCGACAUAGCCAUCGGCACCUCUCAGCGUCUGGGCGUGCCCCUGGGCUAUGGCGGUCCCCAUGCUGGUUUCUUUGCCUGCAAGCAGAGCCUCGUGCGGCUGAUGCCGGGUCGAAUGAUUGGUGUCACCCGCGACAUGGACGGCAACGAUGCCUACCGCCUGGCACUGCAGACCAGGGAGCAGCACAUCCGGCGGGACAAGGCCACCAGCAACAUUUGCACGGCUCAGGCACUGCUGGCGAAUAUGUCGGCCAUGUAUGCCAUCUACCACGGGCCGGAGGGCCUCAAGGCCAUGGCCAAUCGCAUCCAUCACUUCACCCUGACCCUGCAGACGGGUCUGCAGCAGGUCGGCCACGAGGUGAUCAACAAGAACUUCUUCGACACGCUCCAUGUGAAGCUCUCCGGCAGUCUGUCUGUCGAGGAUCUCAAAGAGCGCGCCGAACACAAGCGGAUUAAUCUGCGUUACUUGGAUGAUGGAACAGUCGGUGUGGCCCUCGAUGAGACAGUCAGUGUGGAGGAUGUGGACGAUCUUCUGUGGGUGUUCAAAGCAGAGACAACGGUGGAGCACCUGCUCGCCCGCCGCGAUGUUCUGAAGAACUCCAUCGAGAGCUCAAAGUUCCUGCGUACUUCGCCCUACCUGCAGCAUCCCAUCUUCCACAGCUAUCACAGUGAAUCCCGAAUGGUGCGCUACAUGAAGAAGCUGGAGAACAAGGACAUCUCGCUGGUGCAUUCGAUGAUACCGCUCGGCUCGUGCACCAUGAAGCUGAACGCCACCACGGAGAUGAUGCCCUGCUCCUUCCGCCACUUUACCGACAUUCAUCCGUUCGCUCCGGUGGAUCAGGCCCAAGGCUUUCAUCAGAUGUUCAACGAACUGGAGCGGGAUCUGUGCGAGAUCACUGGCUACGACAGAAUCUCCUUCCAGCCGAACUCCGGGGCACAGGGCGAGUACGCCGGCCUGCGUGCCAUUCGCAGCUAUCAUGAGCACCGCAAAGAGGGACACCGCAAUAUCUGUCUGAUUCCCAUCUCCGCUCAUGGCACGAAUCCUGCCUCAGCGCAGAUGGCGGGCAUGAAGGUGGAGCCCAUACGCAUCCUGUCAAACGGCUCCAUUGAUAUGGCCCAUUUGCGGGCCAAGGCCGAGGAGCACGCCCACGAGCUGUCCUGCCUGAUGAUCACCUACCCCUCGACAAUGGGAGUGUUCGAGGAGACAGUGGCGGAGAUCUGCACCUUGAUCCACAAGCACGGCGGACAGGUCUACCUCGAUGGAGCGAAUAUGAAUGCGCAGGUCGGCCUGUGCCGGCCCGGCGACUAUGGCAGCGACGUUUCCCAUUUAAAUCUGCACAAAACCUUCUGCAUUCCCCAUGGAGGCGGCGGUCCUGGCAUGGGUCCUAUUGGCGUGAAGGCCCACCUGGCGCCCUAUCUGCCCGGCCAUCCCGUGAUCAGCCCGCUGAGCAGCGAGGAGCACAGCUUCGGGGUUGUCUCCGCGGCUCCGUUUGGCAGCUCUGCCAUCCUUCCCAUUUCCUGGUCCUACAUCAAGCUGAUGGGCAGCCGGGGUCUGAAACGGGCCACCCAGGUGGCCAUUCUCAAUGCUAACUACAUGUCCAAGCGCCUCGAGCAGCACUACAAGACGCUCUACAAGUCUCCCAGCUCGGAGCUGGUGGCCCACGAGUUCAUUCUGGACAUUCGCGACCUGAAAAAGUCGGCCAACAUCGAGGCCGUGGACGUGGCCAAGCGGCUGAUGGACUACGGCUUCCAUGCCCCGACCAUGUCCUGGCCCGUUGCCGGCACCCUGAUGAUCGAGCCAACCGAGUCCGAGGACAAGGAGGAGCUGGAUCGCUUCUGUGAUGCCAUGAUAUCCAUUCGCGAGGAGAUUGCCGAGAUCGAAGCCGGCCGCAUGGACAGAGCUGUCAAUCCCCUGAAGAUGUCGCCCCACACCCAAUCCCAGGUGAUCUCCGACAAAUGGGAUAGACCGUACACACGCGAACAGGCUGCCUUCCCAGCGCUCUUUGUUAAGCCCGAUGCAAAGAUUUGGCCCACGGUGGGAAGAAUCGAUGAUGCCUAUGGCGACAAGCAUUUGGUGUGCACUUGUCCGCCCAUAUUGCCCGAUCUUUGAGUUACACUAAACUUGAAACGAUAUUUACACUUUUCUACGAAUUUUUAAAUAAAACUAAACUUAACUA
Molecule: messenger RNA, 3086 nt
Organism: Drosophila subobscura
Lineage: Eukaryota; Metazoa; Arthropoda; Insecta; Diptera; Drosophilidae
Product: glycine dehydrogenase (decarboxylating), mitochondrial
Exons: 6
Coding region: 62-3019 (985 amino acids)
Biological process (GO): glycine decarboxylation via glycine cleavage system
Cellular component (GO): mitochondrion; glycine cleavage complex
Molecular function (GO): pyridoxal phosphate binding; glycine binding; glycine dehydrogenase (decarboxylating) activity
Source: RefSeq, a predicted model, not a curated record